CUUCCUCCCCGCAUCUUAGUAGAAGUAUAAUAAACAUACAAAAAUGUUCAUUUGGGAUUGGUUUACCGGUGUUUUAGGAUAUUUGGGUCUAUGGAAAAAAUCGGGUAAAUUAUUGUUCCUUGGUUUGGAUAACGCUGGUAAAACCACAUUGUUGCACAUGCUCAAAGAUGAUAAAUUAGCCCAACAUGUACCAACAUUACAUCCCACAUCGGAAGAAUUGUCCAUUGGCAAUAUGCGUUUCACCACCUUCGAUUUGGGUGGCCACACUCAAGCCCGUAGAGUGUGGAAGGAUUACUUCCCCGCUGUGGAUGCUAUUGUAUUCUUGAUCGAUGCCUGGGAUCGUGGCCGUUUCCAAGAAAGCAAAAACGAAUUGGAUUCUCUGCUGACAGAUGAAGCCUUGUCAAAUUGUCCCGUGCUGAUUUUGGGAAAUAAAAUCGAUAAGCCAGGUGCUGCCAGUGAAGAUGAACUAAGAAAUGUAUUUGGUCUCUAUCAAUUGACCACUGGAAAGGGCAAAGUUGCACGCUCAGAUUUGCCUGGUCGUCCCUUGGAGUUGUUCAUGUGCUCUGUGCUGAAGAGACAAGGCUAUGGUGAAGGUUUCCGUUGGUUAGCGCAGUAUAUUGAUUAAGUUCGGUGGUGUCGUAUUCAGUUUGGUCGUUGU
Molecule: messenger RNA, 658 nt
Organism: Musca vetustissima
Lineage: Eukaryota; Metazoa; Arthropoda; Insecta; Diptera; Muscidae
Gene: Sar1
Product: GTP-binding protein SAR1b
Exons: 5
Coding region: 44-625 (193 amino acids)
Biological process (GO): intracellular protein transport; vesicle organization; endoplasmic reticulum to Golgi vesicle-mediated transport
Cellular component (GO): COPII vesicle coat; endoplasmic reticulum exit site
Molecular function (GO): GTP binding; GTPase activity
Source: RefSeq, a predicted model, not a curated record